UGAACCGGUUCAACGUCUCUCGAGGAAACGGUUCGGGGUCGGGGAUAGUGAACCGGGUCCCGGUCCACAUGAUCCUCCAUCCAUCUUUCGUCCCUCCUGCAGUGGCGUCAGUGUCGCUCCAGAAAUCUUCUUGAUAGAGAGAGAGAGAGAGAAGCAAAAAUGCUGAGAAAGCUGCUGCUGCUUCAGACGUCCGCAGCUCGGCGAGCUCUCUCCAGCGCCUGCACUGCUUCUCCGUCUCUCCCUCUGUUGCCUCGCGGGUCCUCGCUCUUCUGUUCGUCGACCUCGGCUCAAGACCCGGGCGAUACUUUCGUCGAACACGUGGAGGACGACGACCCCACGAACGGUUCCGCUUCCCAUCCUUCUGCCGCGAUCUCCGUCGACCGCUCCGCUCUCUACAAUCCUCCCGAGCAUUCCCAUGAACCCGCUGCGGACUCUGAGCUGGUUAAGCACCUCAAGGGCAUCAUCAAGUUUCGUGGUGGGCCAAUUUCAGUUGCCGAGUACAUGGAGGAAGUUCUGACUAACCCAAAAGCUGGAUUCUACAUCAACCGUGAUGUUUUUGGUGCGGAAGGUGACUUUAUAACCUCUCCUGAAGUAAGUCAGAUGUUCGGUGAGAUGAUUGGCGUUUGGACCAUGUGCAUGUGGGAGCAAAUGGGACAACCAAGUAGAGUCAACCUUGUUGAGUUGGGUCCAGGACGAGGAACUCUCAUGGCCGACCUUCUUCGUGGUACAUCAAAGUUCAAACGGUUCACAGAGGCACUGCACAUACACAUGGUGGAGUGCAGUCCCACAUUGAGGAAACUCCAGCAUAGCAACUUGAAGUGUAUCGAGGAGGAAAAUGUAUCGCAAGAUGUUGUGCACAGAACUAUUAGCACUUUGGCGGGGACCCCAGUAACGUGGCAUGCUGCAUUGGAGCAGGUUCCAUCAGGAUUGCCAACAAUCAUCAUUGCACAUGAGUUUUAUGAUGCUUUGCCGAUACACCAGUUUCAGAGGGCCUCGCGUGGCUGGUCUGAGAAAAUGGUUGAUAUUCAGGAAGAUUCGUUGUUCCGCUUCGUUCUCUCUCCACUGCCCACUCCUGCAAAUCUGUAUCUGAUGAAACGUUUCCAGUGGGCUGCAGAUGAAGAGAUCGAAAAGCUUAACCAUAUCGAGAUUUGCCCCACAGCGAUGGACUUGACACAGACAAUUGCUAAGAGAAUAAGUUCCGAUGGAGGCGGGGCACUUAUAAUCGAUUAUGGUCUGAAUGGAGUGAUCUCGGAUAGUCUGCAGGCAAUUCGGAAACACAAGUUUGUCGAUAUACUGGAUGAUCCUGGCUCGGCUGACCUCAGUGCGUAUGUGGAUUUUGCUGCCGUCAAGCACUCCGCCGAGGAGGCAUCAGAAGAUGUUUUGGUUCAUGGUCCGAUCACGCAGUCUCAGUUCCUGGGCGCUCUUGGGAUAAACUUCAGAGUCGAAGCGUUGCUACAGAACUGUACCGACAAACAAGCGGAGUCUUUAAGGGCUGGAUACUGGCAACUGGUGGGCGAAGGGGAGGCGCCCUUCUGGGAAGGGCCCGAUGAACAGGUUCCGAUAGGGAUGGGCACUAGGUACUUGGUGAUGGCUAUUGUGAACAAGAAACAAGGAGUUCCCGUUCCAUUUUCUUAAAUUCUAGACUACAUGGAAUUCACUGGUUCUGAGUUAGAAACUGUACCGGCAAUUCUAGUCCUGAAAUUUUGACCCAUGUACCUACUUUGCAAUCUUGUCAUGGCUGAUUAUCUAUAUGCCUUUAAA
Molecule: messenger RNA, 1761 nt
Organism: Syzygium oleosum
Lineage: Eukaryota; Viridiplantae; Streptophyta; Magnoliopsida; Myrtales; Myrtaceae
Exons: 10
Coding region: 160-1635 (491 amino acids)
Biological process (GO): mitochondrial respiratory chain complex I assembly
Cellular component (GO): mitochondrion
Molecular function (GO): protein-arginine omega-N symmetric methyltransferase activity
Source: RefSeq, a predicted model, not a curated record